CGCACUCAACUCUCGUUCUUGAACAUUUUAUGAUGAACAACAUCAGGCAACUGAAAGAAUCACAACGAGAGGCUCAUCCAGGAUUUAGUAGCUAUUUAGAGUGCAUGACACGGUCAUUGUUCACCGGACUAUCGGCGUUUGUUUUGGCUUUCUCUGGUACAUACUUCGGACAGAAAUUGGUGGCCCAAAGACUGCCGUAUACCCAAAAAACAUAUAUUCUUGUAUCGUCUGCGGUUGCGGCUGCUGCAUCAUAUAAAAUUACGAGUGAUCGAACGAACGCUUGCCAGGCGGCUUGGAUGGCAGCAGAGGAUAAACAUACAGCAUUAAAGGACACAAAAAUCGAAUAAGGACACAACUGAACCAGACGCUGCACUAUG
Messenger RNA from Bradysia coprophila, 377 nucleotides. RefSeq lists its product as uncharacterized. The record is from RefSeq and is a predicted model, not a curated record. Lineage: Eukaryota; Metazoa; Arthropoda; Insecta; Diptera; Sciaridae.